Messenger RNA from Drosophila montana, 1377 nucleotides. RefSeq lists its product as uncharacterized. The record is from RefSeq and is a predicted model, not a curated record. The transcript has 4 exons. Lineage: Eukaryota; Metazoa; Arthropoda; Insecta; Diptera; Drosophilidae.
AUGUGCAUCAACAACAAAACAACACGAAAGCCCUCAAUCUUAAUCCUGCUGCAGCUGUUGCUGUUGGCCAGCUUAGGUGUUUGCCAGGGCGAUGUACUGAAAUCCGGAGGCGGUGCCAUUGAGCUGCCAACGUUUGGCCCAUUGCUAAAUGUAGACAAUGCUGAUGGAAGCGAUGGCAACUCGGAUUUUGAGCAGCUCAUCGAGUCGAAACUUAACGAAUCGGCCAGGAGCCAAACAAUGCAGGCACAGGAGCUGCUCUCGAGGAAGCGACGCUAUUUGGUAUUUCCGGAGGGCAGUUCCUUUCAGAUGGUUUUCGAUGAAGUCAUCUGCGUUGUUGACUACACCAACUAUCUGGUGCUGGGGAUUACCGUUGCCCUGGCCUGGGAAUUGCCCAGCAAGCCGCCCAGUGAAGCGCUUGAGGAUCUAUUGAACAAGCUGGAAGAUGGCACAAUAGAUGUUAGUCGCAACGACACUGUAUCCAACAUAACCUACGUGGAUGAUGCCCAAAAUCCAACUAACAACAAAACCAACAACGACAGCUACAAGCCCAACUACAUUAACUUGUCAAAUGGAGCAGGCGGAAGCAGCAUUUAUAAUUCUUACUAUAGCAGCUCACCAGUGUUUCGCACACCGAUGCAUCCAACCUAUCAAUAUGCGGACAGCUACUACCGACGCCCCAGCGUUCCAGCCAGACGCAAGGAUAGUCACUAUUACUACAGCAGUCCACUGAACAGCGUACGCAAUCCCUUCCAGAAGUAUUUGCAGCGCCAUAAUCAGGCCCAGAACCCUCGCUAUCCCUACUGGGCCUUGAGUUCGCAGUAACGAAAUAACUUCUAUAGUUCACCCAACAAUCUUCGCCAGCCAAAUGGCUCUUAUGCACAGCCUAAUGAGCAGCAGAAGAGCCCGUACAAAGCAAAGUCGAAGCCACCGCGUCAUCAUAAAAUAUAUCCGGUAUUUGGCAAACGAAGCUUACCAGAUGCAGCCAAUCCGCAUCAUCGUCACAGACGUAGUGGCGUUGGCAAUGUACCCGAUGCUGACUUAACCCGAAUGGAGAACAUUCAGAUCAAAUAUCAUCGGAACAGUCGGCAAACGUUGUAUGAAAGAAUUGAAAAGUAUCUGGAUAAACGCGGUCACAAUGGACAUCAGUGCGUGCUGCGUACUCUAUGUGAAACUGGGCAGAAAUCCAAUGAGCAUGAGCCCGGUAGCUUCGCUGGCGAACUGCUUCGUGCGGUAUUUACCAUACCAGAGGCGUUGGAUCAUGAGCCCGUAGCCUAUCGAGAUAGUCGUUACGACAAAGCUCAUGCCCAUAAAGGUGACUGCGCUGCUCUCUAUCCCGAGUGCAAGCUAUCUAUCUGGGAUGCACCAUUUAUACAAUAA